AUGAGCAGCGCCAGCCCCUCCUCCCCUGCGCCCGCAAGCAGCGGCAGCAGCAACAGCAGCAGCAGCAGCAACAGCAGCAGCAGCAGCAGCAACAGCAGCAGCAGCAGCAGCAACAGCAGCAGCAGCAGCAACAGCAGCAGCAGCAGCUGCUGCUGCAGCAGCAACUCGAAAAGAACCCCCGCACAUGAUGCUGCUUUGCUUAUUGUCAAAGGCGCUGCAUGCGUUGCCUUUCGCCUCCCAAUAGGCCGAACCACUCGCAGAGUCAAGUUCAACAAAGGGUUUAGCUGCAGCGUGAGCCUGGGCCCUGUAGCAGCAGCUCCUGCUGCUGCUGCUGCUGCUCAUUUUGCUGCUUUAAUUGAAAACACAAUUGAAGAAGAUAAAGAAAUAAUAAGUUUUGAGGUGUCUAGACACCUCGCGGACAAAAGAUUCAAAGACUCUUACCUCGACGAAUUCGGCAUUCCCGCCAACGUCCAAUCGGUUCGCAUCUGCGCUAUUCGCGACUGGGCCAUCAACGCCAACGCGUUUCCGAUUUUGCGGCGCACGGGUUUGCUGGAGAAGAUUGAAAUAAAAGAAAUAAAACACCACGAGGCGAAGCAAACCCUCGAAAUAUCUUUUUCUUUUUCUGUUGUUUCGGAUUUAAAAGAAAAGGUUUUGCAAGAAAAAGAUUUAUCUCUUUUAAAACACUUUUCAGAACAAGACUUGCCCACCCUCGCAGAGCUGCUGCCGCCUUCGGGAGUGGAAACCACUGAAGAUGAAAACCCUCAAGACUCCCAACUAAUAACCCCUUGGGCUGUAAAUGCAGAAGAGGGAAAAAUAGAUUACGAAAAACUCAUUCGGCGGUUUGGCUGCGAGCCCAUUACCCAGGACUUGUUGCAGCUGUGA
Eimeria tenella is the source of this 882-nucleotide messenger RNA. Its product is annotated as tryptophanyl-tRNA synthetase, putative. Bases 1 to 882 code for a protein of 293 amino acids. The record is from RefSeq and is a predicted model, not a curated record. The transcript is spliced from 5 exons. Gene Ontology annotation, molecular function: nucleotide binding. NCBI's taxonomy places the organism in Eukaryota, Apicomplexa, Conoidasida, Eucoccidiorida, Eimeriidae.